AUGCGACACCAGAUCGACGACACAAAACGAUCUUUUAUGAAACUGCCGUUCGAUCGACUAGCUAGAGUGAUGAAUCUGGAAGAACCCAGCUUCGGUGAUAACUACAUACAGGAGUUUGUCCUGGAGCAUCUGGACCAUGAUACGGGCCCGAAUGUGAAGCGCGAGGACACGAGCCCAACCGUCCUCGGCAAUGGGGCUGGGUCGAAGCAUCUCUGGAACGGCACCACGAUGGAUGAGAACGGUGGCAUCGUGCCGAUAAGGUUGAAAGCGGUCAGCAACGGCGUGGUGACGGCGGGCGUCGGCACCGGAUGGCACCUGGAGGACGCUCGCAAGAUACACGCUUGUUCGCCCGGUCCAGGCGACCUGUUCACACACGUCGGAGCGCCAACGCAUGGCCAACCGAUGCUGUUCAAUCCGCCGCUCAGUGGCGUUCCUUCGACACCGCCGGAAACUCCGCCAGUUAUUGGAUCUCCAAAUUCUUCGGGCGGUGCCGGCGGUGUCAACGGUGUGGUGGCCAGCGGCGGAGGGUAUGUUGGUGGUGCGUACUAUGGCACACGGUCGCAGACAGGGCUGGUGGAGGAAAUGAUGUUCCUGCCGCAGACAAUGCGCGGCGAGCAACCGCUCGAUCUUCGGCCAUUGCAUUGCUCCAUCGGUCCGGAAGGCGAUUGGAUCGAUCGUAAGGAGUACGCCAGCGUGCUGGCGGUCUCCAAUGGGCAAAAUGGGCCGAACGGUAUGCUUGGAGCGGGUGGAGGUGGCGGUGCAACCGGACCCAACGGAGGUGUUGGCCCUGUGGGUAACAACGGUGUGAGUGGGGGAGGUGGAGUUGGAGGAGGAUUCCAGCAUCAUCAUCACCAUAUCACGGCGCAGCUGGAAUUCGGACCGCUCAACAUGCACAACGUUUCGCAUCAACAUCCGCACCACCAUCACUCCCAUCAUCACCAUGGCCUGCACACGAACCGACCGCACUCGGUCAGCUCCACCAGCUCCACCAUUUCGCCCCGCAACGGUACCAGCAGCAGUGGUGGAGGAAGCUGCUACAACGGCCUGGGAGGAUCGGGAUCCGGCAACGGACUCUCAUCCGAGGACAUCAUCAACGAUGAGCUGCUGAUGACGCUCUCGGUGCGCGAGCUGAACAAGCGGCUGCACGGCUGUCCUCGGGAUCAGGUGGUGCGGCUGAAGCAGAAGCGACGCACACUGAAGAACCGCGGGUACGCGCAGAACUGUCGCUCGAAGCGCCUCCAGCAGCGCCACGAUCUCGAGAUCACGAACCGACAUCUGCACCACGAGAUGCAACAGAUGAAGGUGGAACUGGCGAAGAUUAAGCAGGAACGGGACGAGCUCAUCCAGACGCUGCAAAUGCACCAGCGCGAUCAAUCAGCACAGCAGACGGCCAAUGUGCUGCAGCAGCAGCAUCAACAUCAGCAACAGGCGCACCACAAGCAGCAACACCAGCAGCAACAGCAGCAGCAGCAACACCAACAGCAACACCAACAUCAGCAACAACACCAGCAACAGCAGCAUCAGCACUAUCAGCAGCAACAAUCUCGGCAGCAGCAACAGCACCAUCUGCAUCAUCAACAGCAGCAGCACCUGGGAUCAGCGCAACACAACGGUUCCUGCGGCGGAAGUGCUGGCAGUGGCAGUGGUGCAGGCGCCGGCAAUGGUAGUGGCGGAGGUGGUGGACCUGGUGCUGGUGCUGCGGGUGGCAGUGGGGGUGCGGUUGGUGCAGGGUUAGUUUCCUCGGUGAAGCAGCUGAUCGCGGAGAGUGUCACGUCACAGGAAUACUACGUAUGA
This is a messenger RNA of Anopheles marshallii, 1794 nucleotides long. It is a transcript of the gene tj, whose product is annotated as dendritic arbor reduction protein 1. Gene Ontology annotation, molecular function: RNA polymerase II cis-regulatory region sequence-specific DNA binding; DNA-binding transcription factor activity, RNA polymerase II-specific. Gene Ontology annotation, biological process: regulation of transcription by RNA polymerase II. Bases 1 to 1794 code for a protein of 597 amino acids. NCBI's taxonomy places the organism in Eukaryota, Metazoa, Arthropoda, Insecta, Diptera, Culicidae. The record is from RefSeq and is a predicted model, not a curated record. Gene Ontology annotation, cellular component: nucleus. The transcript has a single exon.